Ciona intestinalis (vase tunicate) is the source of this 1843-nucleotide messenger RNA. The record is from RefSeq and is a predicted model, not a curated record. Lineage: Eukaryota; Metazoa; Chordata; Ascidiacea; Phlebobranchia; Cionidae.
AAACUGUCGAAAAGUGAUUUAAAAAGCGGGAUGCUUAAGCUUAAGUACUUUUGCAAAACACAUAAUGCCGAGUUGCGUUCUUUUCUUCAACAGGACAACAUCCACGAUGUGGUGACGGGUAGUAGUACUACGUCCGACCAACAAGAUGAAUACGAUGCAGCUCCGUCGCCAAUAUCAGAUGUUUCAUCUCUAAAAUCACAGGUAUUGUCGGACCAGGUAACGAUUAGUGGAGACGAGGACGAAGCUCGUAUGGAAUCAGGUGACUUCUGGUCUUGUGGUAAUUUAGUUAAUACUGCUGUUUUUACCUUAUCUUCAGUUGAAUGGGAGAAUGUCCGAAGUUCAGUAAGUAAUUUUCGUAUUCGGUAUUCUGACUGGACUGAUUUAUUUAGACGCGGUUUGGCGGAGAGAAACCCUUUUUGUGUCUUUACUUUUAAAAAUCAGCACUGGAACAAAACGUGCGCGGUGAAAGGUGUGUUUCACUGCACAGGGAUGUGCAAAUUUACAGACUGCGGGCGAAAAUUUAACAUUAAUUUGUAUGAUGAGGCCGCCAAAGAAUUUCAUGUAACUUAUGAGGGUACGGUUAAACAUGACACAAACGAACUUCAUGGUACUAGGUUAAAGGGGGAUCGUCGAAAGAAUAUGCAAGAAAAACUGGUUAAUGUAAAUCCGAGAACUGUUUACAUCGAUAACAUUAAAGGUUUAUCCCGGGACGUGUAUGAUUCGGGAAACCGUACCGACGCCCCAGGAAAAUGUGUGCUUAAAAGAGCUCGAUACCAAGCUAGAAAAAUAGACGUCCCGUGUGACAAUGAGAACACUGCGUUGGAAGUUUUAAAAGACCAACAGAAAAAUGACAGGGAACAUGAUCGCACUCUGCAAUAUAUUUCCACCACACCGCCGGCAAUAACGUUAUGGUCUGAUGAAACGCUUAAAAUAUUCCACCAAAGAAGUCAAGUGGACAUCGUGUACAUUGAUGCCACUGGGAGUGUAAUAACAUCAUCAAAGGGUCAACGGCCUUACUACAUAUACGAAAUUGUAGUUCGGCACCCGGUAAAGGGGAAGGCACCAAUCGCGAUAGCUUCUUACGUUGCGGAUUAGCAUAACAUUGCUUCAAUUUCUAACUUCGUACAAUUAUUUCGCAGUGCUGAAAAUACUUUAAUCGGUAAAACUGCGGUAAAACUUAUGAUUUGCGACGGAAGUAUUGCAUUAAUCCGAUCCGUGCUACGCUGUUUUAUGGACGACUCAAUCGAGUUUUAUAUUACCAGGUGUUUUACAUCAGUAACGGGAAAAGCGACAACUGAUACUUUUGCGAAACCAUUUCUUCAUUUGUGUGGUUCGCACACGAUGAAAAAUAUGAAAAAGCUAAGUGGGUGGUGAAACGUCGUCGCCAAGAAAUUAUGUAUAUAAUGGGACGUGCGCGGAACACAUGACUGAUAUAGAAGAUAUCUUAUAUCACAUGGCAAUUCUGUUUACUACGAAAAAUGAGGCAAUAUCAAACCAAAGUUGGGAGUUUUUAAGUUCCAAAAUCGAUCGGGUUUCGGAACUUGGUGUAUCAAAAUUAAGCACGGCCGAUUUAAAUAACGAUUCUGAUUUAGAAGACGACAGUUGCAUUUUAACGGGCCACUCUCUUUUGUUUGCAAAUCAUUUUAAAUCUGUUAUAACCACAGCACAGAAAAAAGCCGAUUCGACUUUUGCAAAGGGGGUUAAUUCUUUUUAUUGUCCGGAGUUAAUGACAAAGUUUAUUUCAAACUGGCUUCCCAAAAUCCCCUUGUGGACAGGUUUGUUACUUGGUGACUUAAGCAGGCAUGGUAUUUCUAAACCUUACGAAACUUACAAAAACUUUUUU